Molecule: messenger RNA, 1689 nt
Organism: Pestalotiopsis fici W106-1
Lineage: Eukaryota; Fungi; Ascomycota; Sordariomycetes; Amphisphaeriales; Sporocadaceae
Exons: 3
Coding region: 1-1689 (562 amino acids)
Source: RefSeq, a predicted model, not a curated record
AUGCACGCAUUAUUCAGCGCCAACCAUCUUGCAGUGGACCCAGAAUAUCGCAUCGACUCAUUCAUAGAGAAACAGAGUCUCGCCUUGGAAUCACUUGUUCACCGGGACUAUAAUGCUUUUCAAGAUGACAACCUUUUAUACGAUUUUGAACCACUCUUUGAUGGGGGCGAAGCCUCUGCAGCACCAGCCCAACUCUGCAGUUCCGUUGAACGCGAAGACGAUGCAGUACACCGGGAGGUGUCUCGGUAUCGUCACCGGCGAGAGUCUUGGGAUCUACGCCGAGACGAGAUACGCCAGCUCUAUAUUGAGAACCGGCAGACUUUGGCUACAGUGAUGCGAGCCAUGUCGUCAACGGGGUUUAUGGCAACGAAGAGACAAUAUAAGCGGCAACUCCAGAUCUGGGGCUUUAGCAAAAACGUUCGCCGUCAAGACGCUGUCCAAAUGCUCAGUCUGCGACAGCAGCGUGCACACGAAGGUAAGACCACUGAAUUCGAGAUUAGUGGUCGAACCGUGGACCUAGACAAGUAUCUCAGGCGCACACGGGCUUCCGUACAGGUGGCCACACAGCCUGAGUCUUCAGAGGUCAAGGAAAUACCCCAGUACAUCCGGCCAAGAACACCACAUCUCAGCAUCCGAAUCGCGAUAGGCGCCAGCGAUAUCCUUAGGGUCCAAGAACUCAUCCAUAUCUACUGCACAUCACUGCCCUCUUCGCAAUCGUCGCUGCUCCCUCGACCAGGCCACCCUCACGUGUCACAGAUUGGCGAGACGGUACAAGUAUUUGAACAACUGUUCAAAGCUAGUUGGUUAUUUGACGAGAAACACUACGAGGCAGCAGGAAGACUGACUCGCGAUGCGUUUCUGCGAAUAGAGAUGUUGCAUCGCGCAUCGUUUCCACAGUUUCUCCUAUUCACUAUGUACGGAUCCAUCAUAUACCCGGUGAAGAUCGACAUUCUCCUACGGCUAUGGAAAUACCUCGCGGCACGGUGCUCAUUCGUAGAAAAGAGUACCGCUGGUACCCGGCUUGCUACCUCGGUCUAUAAGCUGCUGAGCGCCAACAAUUCGGCACCUGAAGUGUACUUUAAGCUCAUUCCAGACUUGAUGGAAAGGGUCCUUGACAUCAACUUUAACCAGCAACUGCAGUCAGGCAACGGCGCCAUGUCCAUGGACCCAGCCUUUCUGCAAUGGUUGAUUAAACCCAAGAUGAACAUGGAUCUCAAGAGGACCCCCGAGACGAGGUUUCUCAUCCAACAAUGUAUCGACCGCAGCAUUCUCUACAUCAAGGAGCCGAUCUUGCGGCAGGUGUUUGAGGCAUGCGCCAGUGCGCUCGGCAUGGAGCGAUACGACCAAUGGCAGCCACCGCCCUACCGAGACCGCAAUAUCGACGGGGGCGAGGUGCCCAUGCUCGGUAUUGGCGAAUGGAUGUACUAUGCCGCGGUAGCGAGGGUGGAAAAGCGGCGGUGUCGUGAUCAGAUCUUGGUAGGGAACCCGCGCCACGACCUCGCCUGCUACUACCUCGAACGAUCCAUCAAGUUGUGGCUGAACGAGUCGCCCGCACAGCCUCACGUGAUUAGGGACCUGCGUACUCUAGAGAACUGGUGCAGGGAGGGCGGCGACUUCCUGCAGGCAGAGUCAGCUCGGCGACGAUGCGAUAAGGAAAUGGAGCGGCUAAUUAGUCCAACGCGCGUAUAG